GUCUGCCUGCGAUUCCUGCUCAACUUUGUCGUCUUUCCAUCGAUUUCUUCUCUGAUCAACGUCGUUAGGGUUUCGGAUCCGGUGGAUCUCCUCGUAAUCAGUGACGGCCUAGUUCUUGAUGAUGGAGGGAAGUCAAUCCGGUUCAGACUGUGGCUGUUCGAAUCGAUAUUUCAUCUUUCUCAUAACCCAGCCACAGGUUCCAUGACAGAUAUAAACAGUUGAGGCCUUAAAUUGUCUACUUUUCGGCAAAAGUUUGACUGGUAUGAAGACGCUAUAGUUAAUCAAGCAGAUUGAUUUGGAAGAUGAAGUCUGAACUCUUUUUUACUCUGCAUUUUAAGAUGCAUACUGUGGAAAUCAAUAUGAAGGCCUGCCAAUAAAAGAUGGUUGCACUGUACUGAACAGAAGAUGAAGAAGAGUUUCAUUGUAAAGAACCCAAUUGCCUUUGGUUUUAUGAUUCUCUCUGUUUGUUGCAUACUUAUUGUACUCAUCUCAACGCUAAGGCUUCCAGAGCUAACUGUAGGAGUUAAUGCUGUUACCAGAAAGGUUCCGAAAGAUGAUAAGUUGGGCAAAUUUGGGGAGAUGAUGAUCAAAAUGUUGCCUAAGGAUCUUGCUUUUACUGUCUUUGUCCCUUCAGAGAAGGCUUUCGAGCGCGAAUUGAGUUUACAAGUAAAUGAAAGCUUCACAACAGAGAAGACAGAUGAUACAUAUGCAGUAAUUUCACGUGUAUUGGGUUUCUCUGCCGUUCCUCGAGCUAUUUAUUCGAGUUUGGUAGAUUAUGGGAAGGAAAUUUCAUAUGAUGCUGUAUCUGGAUUUACGUUGUACAUUUCCAAGGACAGAGAUGGGAUGUUGAUUGUUAACAGAGUGAGGUCAGAAAUGGUGGAUAUAAAGAAGAAGGAUAUUGUUGUUCAUAUAAUGGAUGGUGUUAUAAUGGAUGCUGAGUUUGAGCAGUCGGUAAAACCUGAUGACAGUGAAGAUUAAACCUCUGAAAAGCAGCUCUUAAUUGCAUCUUUUAAUCACACAUUUUCCUAUCAGUUGAGUUUGUAAUGACUGAAGAUUAAGUUAUUUGGCCAAACAUUUCUCUUGAAAGAGCAAAAUAGAUUCUUUUCCUUUCAAA
Messenger RNA from Momordica charantia (bitter melon), 1114 nucleotides. Its product is annotated as Fasciclin-like arabinogalactan family protein. Lineage: Eukaryota; Viridiplantae; Streptophyta; Magnoliopsida; Cucurbitales; Cucurbitaceae. The record is from RefSeq and is a predicted model, not a curated record.